AUGAGUGUGUUAAAACUGUUGGACAGCAAAGUCAGGCAAGAAAUAAAGACCAUAUUACAUUUAGUGCCUUCGACAGUCAUUGGUUUCUACGUUCCAAAAGCUAAUGGGGGAUUAGGAUUACCGAGGUUCGAACACAUUAUCAAACUCGGCACCCUAAAAAGUGCGACAAAUAUUAAGAACUCAAUCGAUCCAGCGGCGUCUAGCCUGUCGGAGUUAAGAAGUCAGGACCAUGGAGUUAAUGACUUCUCAAAGAAUAAAACUGGCAAUGUGUGGCUUGAGAAGUAUAAUCUGCUCAAGCCCUCGAGAUCCAUCGAUGUCUUAAGACUUAGGACAAAUACAUUAGGGACAUGGACUGUAUUAGCACAGGCCGACAAAAAGGUAGACGUAGCUUGUAGAAAAGGUCAGGCCCAACCGGAAACCCUCGGGCACAUCUUAGUUGUGCCAAUACACCAAAGGCGGAUGUACAAGGUCGACGAUGGAGAGGUUUUACCUGUGGUCUUGGACAGUAGAGGGGCAAUAACACCAAAUACAAAGAAAAAUUUAAAAAUGAUGGGGAUCACAGAUAGUGAAAUGAAGACUAUUGUGAUGAACGUCCUAAUAAGCUCUAUACAGAUGCUAACAUAUUUUUAG
Molecule: messenger RNA, 630 nt
Organism: Bombus pyrosoma
Lineage: Eukaryota; Metazoa; Arthropoda; Insecta; Hymenoptera; Apidae
Exons: 4
Coding region: 1-630 (209 amino acids)
Source: RefSeq, a predicted model, not a curated record